CAGAUUUAUUUAUAUAAACACUUGCAAUGCUGCGUACGAAGGCGCUAAGCAAGCUGCUGCCGCGCUCUAGACCGGAGCGCGCGCUGCUGACCCUGCUCGUCCUGGGCGUCCCGUGCGCUGCCGUCUGGAUGUGGCUCGUUGUCCUGCCUCAGUUCCCGGGUGCUUGGCAUUCUGCUUUUAUCCUGCACGUGGUCUUGACAGUUUACCUCUUGUACAACGUGAGCGUCAACUUCUUCCUGACGAUGCGCGUGGACGCCAGCGGCGACCCCAGCGCCCUCCCUGUCUUCCUUAAGCCUGGCUGGCGCUACUGCCACUACUGCGAGCUAAACGCCCCCGCGCGUUCGUAUCACUGCAGCGACUGCGGCAGCUGCAUACUGCGCCGCGACCACCACUGCCGCUUUACUGGUUGCUGCGUGGGCCACCACAACCAGCGGUUCUUCGUGGCUGGUCUGGUGCACCUGGUGGCAGGUCUAACCUACCUGCUGGUCUACCAGUGGCCCCUGGUCUACCGUCUACUCGGGGUCUCCAUCUACACCUUCCCCCUGGUCCUCCUAGCCCCACACUUCGCCUGGGUCUGGGGGACCAUCACCCACUGGGGCAUGAUGGUAGCUACGGUGCACUGCGCGUGCGUGGCUGCGUGGAUGACGUGCGUGUACGUGAGCUACACGCAGCUCAGGGUCAUCAUCACGGGCACCACGCAGCACGAACACAAGCACGGCGUCACCAUCUAUAACGUCUCCGUCACGCACAACAUCACCACUGCACUCGGUCACAGGUGGUAUCUGGUGUUGUUCUGGCCUCACGUGUCCUCCACUCUGGCCUCCGAUGGCCUGAUCUUCACAACGGCGGCCGACCACCAAGAAUUGAAGGACAUCUGAGGUGGACUGAGCAACUUCAUGACGAAUACUCUCAUAAAAGAUCAUCGCUAUUAGGUCAAAGACUUGAUCAUUUAUUUGAGUGUGGAACUUUCGUUUUCUUAACAACUGAUGAACUGUACGUAUUUUUUUUAUUGGACGACGAUUGCGCACAAUUUUUUUUUUCUUUAAAACUACCGUGGCUUAUUUUCUACUGUAGUUUAUGAUUACCAUUUGUUUUAUCUGUCAAAAUUUAACAAGCCUCAGCAAAAUGUUUUUAUUGUUUAAGAAGCUUAAGGAAAAAGCAAAAAUGUAUUAAGCCUAAACAAAAUGUUUUUAUGUUGAUUAAAAUUUGACAAGCCCUAAGAAAAUAAAAAAAUCUAUAGUCUAUCUAUCUAUUUAUUGGAUAUUUUUCGACUUCAUCCUAGCAGCUCAAAAAAGAGAAAAUUUUCAAAAUAUUUAAAAGUUAAAAAAAUUCCUUGUUUGGAAUGAACCAAAUCCUGGAAUAGUGCAAAUUCUGGAAUUGUAUUGAACGUAUGUGACUUAAUGUGAGUGCCUUAAAUGCCCAUAAAUAUAUUUUUCAAAAAAUAUUCAUGCUCGUGCCUUGAAAGCAAUGGUUUUAAUUUUUUAGACUCGUAUAUUAUUAAAAUCUUCUACUUUAAUUCGUAUAUUGUGAUGGAAAACAUUUUCUGCAGUAUAAACUCUACAAAUAUUUUAUUUAUGAA
This is a messenger RNA of Hyalella azteca, 1579 nucleotides long. RefSeq names its product probable palmitoyltransferase ZDHHC24. Bases 27 to 878 code for a protein of 283 amino acids. The transcript has 6 exons. The record is from RefSeq and is a predicted model, not a curated record. Gene Ontology annotation, cellular component: endoplasmic reticulum; Golgi apparatus. Gene Ontology annotation, molecular function: protein-cysteine S-palmitoyltransferase activity. Gene Ontology annotation, biological process: protein targeting to membrane; peptidyl-L-cysteine S-palmitoylation. Lineage: Eukaryota; Metazoa; Arthropoda; Malacostraca; Amphipoda; Hyalellidae.